AUUUCGCUUGCUUAACGAUGGUCUCAAAGUUAACUGAACAAUCUUGAGAAAAAAGCAUGUCAGAAACACAGUCUAUAUAAAGGCUCAAUGAAACGUUUUUAGAGGAUGCGUUGGAGAAAGCAUGUGUUCAUAGCGGUUGUGUCAUGUUGUCAACUGUCUCUUUUUACAAUUCUUAUUUAUUUAAUUAGGUUUUGCAAUCAAAAUUCCUACUCAAGAACUGAAGCUGAGACAAUUGAAAGAGGAAAAGAUGGAGUUAGUUACUUGUCUAACAUGGCAGAAACAGCGUAUAACAAGAUGUCUUCAUUUCUUCUCUUUCCGACUACAUCAACAGCACCAAGGACAGUUUUUUUAAGUAAUAACCUGGAUCAAAGAUCAAAGGACGAUAAUACCGGAAGCAGUGGAAACCACAGCUCUCUUACAAGAGGGAAAUACAGCGGCAAGAAGACGCGGUUAAAACUGAUAGUCACCAUUUUGAGCGCACCCAUAAGAUUUGAUCGCCGCGAAGGGAUAAGAAGAACAUGGAUGAAUCAAUGCAAUUCGGAAGAAGUCGUGUGCCGAUUCUUUACCGAUAGCUUAUCCGAUAUGGAACCGAAAGUGCAAAGCGUUCUCGCUAACGAAAGCGCCAAAUACGGUGAUCUGGAGUUUAUGCCGAUUCCUAAAGGAUACAACUUCGGUCUUCGGCUCUUGUGGUUAAUGGAAUGGUCGGUGCAGAGAUACGACUUUGAUUUCUUCUUGAGAAUGGAUGACGACUAUUUUGUGUGCUUGAAAAGGCUGUUGUUUGAAAUUCCCUUUCGUCCUCAAAAAAGGCUCUAUUGGGGUUAUGUUCACUGCGAAGUAGAAGGACUGGUACGAGUGGACGAGGGCUUUCUUAUCCUGUCAGCGGACCUUGUACAAGAAUUCAUGGGCAGAAAAGACGAAUUACUUUGCCACCCGUUUGGCGACCAGACAAUCGCGAUAUGGAUGAAUGAUGUGAAAAACGUUAUCUACUUUCACGAUCCACGGAUAUUUCACGACGUAACGGCGCAUAUCCCUGAGUUCAAGUUGUUACGGGAAGUUUGCGGCACUUACAUCAGUCUACACGGCUCUUAUUUGCACGAAAUGUUGAUUUACUGGAAAAGCGCUUCAAAAGACAACCAGUCAACCUACUGGGUUCCUUCCAUUCAGCCAAUCAGCAACCUGUGUCCGCUGAGCACGCGUUUUGAUUGGCGGGCCAUGGGAGGCCCUCCGUACGGAUGGGAACCAAAACCAUGCGUGCUGAAACCGCUAUGGAACUUGGGGAGUAUGCACCGAGGAAGGAACAUGAUGUAGGGAACACGAAUCUGUCCAGCACAUUAGAAUUGACUUACAUAUACAGUAGCCAUAGUAUUAUCUCUUUAGAGCUUGAUUUAAAAUCUUCCCAGUCAUGCAGAAUUCUUCAAUACUGGUUUUAUUUGCUCAAAUCUGUCCUAGGUUUUAUAUAUCCCGGCUCGCGAUCUUUUAGGUUUUGACUACCUAAUCAAUAUUUACUUAUUUAGAAAAAGAACCGCAAGCAUUUAAAUGAAAAUUUCAUUUUCAAAAAAAUCUUUUCGAUAUUUUUACGCGUUCAGUUAUAUCGUAUACGUUAUUGAAGUAUAGAAUGGUUUCGAUGAGUAAUAUACUGAAUUAAUGUUCAGCAAAAUAAAUGCUAUUUAAAAGAAAGUAACAUGAAGUUUUUAUACAAUUUCAGAAAGGUAAAUUGAAUUUAGAAUAUGAAGAACGAAUUUUAUACUUAAAAUACAGUAUUUUAAGAAAUUCAAUUAGAAAUACAGUGUAUCUUCGGAUCCACCAUUGACCUAAAUAAUUUUCAACAGUUACAUAUAAAUAUACAUAAAAGUUGUUUACAUAAUUUCAUAAAGUAAAUAUCAUAAAGGUAAUAUAUUUUUAUAACUUUUAAUCGAUUGCAUUUGAGAUCAAUAAAGUGUCAAAGUAUUUUUCACAUACAAAACUAAACUGUUUUGAAUAAAUCCUUCAUAGAGAAACAUUUGAUGUAAGAACUACGAGCGAAAGUCGAAACGGGCGGUUGCUCUUUUAAAGGGAUUUUCUUUCUUCAAACACAAUUUUUGGCCACAAUCCCGUACACCCUGAAAGUAGAUUUGCUUCGAUCGAAGCGACUCUAUUAGCAGGGGAUCUUGAGGGUAGAUUGCGUAAAAAGUACCAUGAUAUCGUAUUAAACAUGAUUUGAUUUAGCGCCCUGCUUCCAAUGAGCGUCGCCUUUCUAAUAAGCCUCCCCCUCGACACUUAUCAGUAAGGAUGCGACAAAAUUGUUCUGUCCAAAUAAGCCCUCACCCAGAAACUCAGGGUGCGGUGUUGUACGGGUCCGCAAAUGAUCCCAGGACCGCAAAUGAUC
Orbicella faveolata is the source of this 2365-nucleotide messenger RNA. Its product is annotated as beta-1,3-galactosyltransferase 6-like. Gene Ontology annotation, biological process: protein O-linked glycosylation; glycosaminoglycan biosynthetic process. Gene Ontology annotation, cellular component: Golgi membrane. Gene Ontology annotation, molecular function: galactosylxylosylprotein 3-beta-galactosyltransferase activity. The record is from RefSeq and is a predicted model, not a curated record. Lineage: Eukaryota; Metazoa; Cnidaria; Anthozoa; Scleractinia; Merulinidae.